Messenger RNA from Branchiostoma floridae (Florida lancelet), 967 nucleotides. Its product is annotated as atrial natriuretic peptide-converting enzyme-like. The record is from RefSeq and is a predicted model, not a curated record. Gene Ontology annotation, cellular component: plasma membrane. Gene Ontology annotation, molecular function: protein binding. Bases 20 to 967 code for a protein of 315 amino acids. NCBI's taxonomy places the organism in Eukaryota, Metazoa, Chordata, Leptocardii, Amphioxiformes, Branchiostomatidae. The transcript has 7 exons.
UGUCCUACAUCCACCGAUCAUGGCGCGGUGCCUAGCCGUGUUAGUGACCGUGUGCCUGCUGUCCGUGUGUGCGGGGGACAUGUGGCACUGCCCCGAAGGCGCGAGUCCGGGGGACCCGGAGUGCACAUAUCUUGAGUCCUUCUGUGCAUACCCAGAGUUAAAAUGUGAGGAAGGUGUGGACAGCUUGUGUAUAGCCCCGGAAAAGUGGUGUGACGGUGUACAGGAUUGUGUUCACCACUCGGAUGAGAAGGACUGCGGAGCCGGGUACGAGGGGUGCGUGGACUGCUGGGGCGGGGGCCAGUGCGUCCCGUCCGGCCAGUGGUGCGACGGCACGCCGGACUGUGUGGAUGGGUCGGACGAGAAGUUAUGCAAACGUUGCACCGACGAGUUUGAAUGCAAGGUAUCGGGUAUAUGCGUCCCCAUGUCCCGGGUGUGUGAUGGAGUGAAUGAUUGCGGGGACAACUCUGAUGAGGCGUGCGGGGUUCAGGGGGAGUCGCCCCCGUGGUGCGAGGCAGGGCGGUUCCCCUGUGCGAGCGGGGAGUGCGUACCGGGGUCGGUCCGUUGUGACGGUGUCGCCGACUGUACAGACGGUACAGACGAGAUGCGCUGUGAGUGUACCAGUGCUGAGCUCCGCUGUGACACCAGUCUCAGGUGUGUCCCUCCGGCAGCCAUUUGCGACGGCUUUGACGACUGCAGUGACGGGUCAGACGAACUCAUAUGCUUGUCUUGUAGUGCUCGACAGCUGUGGGAAUGUGCCGAUGGUGACUGUAUCGACCCGGCCUCAGUAUGUGACGGAGAUAUGGACUGUUCCUACGGGGAGGACGAGACGGACUGCCAGCCACCCUGUAACCGUAUCCAGUUCGAGUGUGAUGGCGCCUGCAUAUCUUCUCACCUUCUCUGUGACGAGACUGAUAACUGUCCGGACGGGGAAGACGAGAGGAACUGUACCAUUGGAGUGGAAGAGUAG